Molecule: messenger RNA, 1956 nt
Organism: Oenanthe melanoleuca
Lineage: Eukaryota; Metazoa; Chordata; Aves; Passeriformes; Muscicapidae
Gene: DPT
Product: dermatopontin
Exons: 4
Coding region: 57-656 (199 amino acids)
Biological process (GO): collagen fibril organization
Cellular component (GO): extracellular matrix
Molecular function (GO): extracellular matrix structural constituent
Source: RefSeq, a predicted model, not a curated record
AAAAGGGCCAGCCCAACAAACCAGAGGGGCACUUCUAAGCCAGGAACAUCUUCAGGAUGGACAUUUUCCUUCUCUGUGCCUUGCUGCCUCUGGUGACUGUGGCAUGGGGCCAGUACAGUGACUACUACUACGGUCCCUAUAACUAUGGAGAUAAUGACGAAUGGGUCAAUGUGUACCGGCAAGGUUUCAACUUUCAGUGCCCACAUGGGCAGGUGAUCGUGGCCGUCAGAAGUGUCUUCAGCAAGAAGGAAGGCUCUGACAGACUGUGGAACUAUGCCUGCAUGCCAGCAUCCCAGAGCCUCGGUGAGCCGACAGAGUGCUGGUGGGAGGAGAUCAACAGGGCAGGAACCGAAUGGUACCAAACCUGCUCCAACAACGGGCUGGUGGCCGGUUUCCAGAGUCAGUAUUUUCCCUCGGUGCUGGACCGGGAGUGGCAAUUCUACUGCUGCCGCUAUAGCCGGAGAUGCCCCUACUCCUGCUGGUUAACAACAGAAUACCCAGGACACUAUGGAGAAGACAUGGACAUGAUGAUGUACACUUAUGACUAUUACAUCCGCGGGGCAACCACAACUUUCUCUGCUGUGCACAGGGAUCGUCAGUGGAAAUUUAUUGUCUGCAGGAUGACAGACUAUGACUGCCCAUUUCAAAAUGUUUAAAAAGAUUGAGUGCACUUCACUUGGAAAGCUUGGGGACAGACAGGGUGGGAUGAGGAUUAAUGAUUACAGAAGAAGGUCAGUUAGGCUCACAAAAAGUUACCAAGACUCAUCAGCUGUCUGCUGCAGACACAAUUAUUUCCCUCUGGAGCUAAUACAUAAAUUGCCAGCCCACAUGCUCGCAACAGUGAAUUCCUUCAAGCUGCACUGAGAGUUGUAGCCCCCAAUUAAAUUUGCUUAUGACAUACACGUUUAUGAUAUACAAAUCUAUGGCAUAUGCACAGUUGCCUUUUUUAUAUAUACAUGUAGCCAUUCUAAACACGUACCAUUUCCUUUCACAUAGCAGCUUUAUAUAAAUGGCUUCCCAGCACAGCCACUCUGAAUGAGGUGGAAACAUACUAUACACUUCCCAACACACACUAGACUUUCCUGUCUUCUACUUUGUACUUGGAACCAACCCAGUGACCCCUACCAGCUUCUCAGAGCUGGAAGUGUGCAGAAAACAUUGUUGGUAGGUGUCUGAUGGGCUGCAUCUGGCAUCACCUGUCAACAGCUGUCAGCACAACUCCACUGCAACAAAGGUCUGCCCACACGGGAGAAUUCCAGAUAUUUACAACAGGAAGACAUCAAUAUCCAAUAAAAAGGAGAGCAGAUCCACCAAUAAAAACAGAAGUCUAACCCAGCUUUACUGAGAGUCUCUUUUAUAUUGUCUUAAAAAGCUCUAAUGACAAAACUAACCAAGAACUUUGCUCUGGGCAAACCCAGGAGUGGUCAGGCCACUCACUCUCAGUAAAUAUAGGUAUCACAUUCUUCAGGAGUCUGAUUUUCAGGUGGAUUUUUUUCCACUAUGGGUGCCUGUACAACAUCCAUCUUCCCUUGGUAAUAAGUUCUUGGCUUAGAAUAGACAAAGUUAGUGACUUAGGUUCCUCCAAUUUGCAGAUCCUAUUGCCUAUGAAGUAUAAACUGACCAUGUUUCAACACUGCACAGCACUUGUGCAGCUGCAGCCCAACAAAAGGGAAUAUUGAUCUGUUUUAGGAAGACCUGAAGUAGGAUCUUCACUCUUGAAAAAGCCAGAAUUUAGGGUUCAGUUUCUUGGUUGAUGAAUUCAACAGUGAAGUUAACAGUGGCUUUGGUGGUGCUGGCUCAAGGGCAUGAUGACUCCAUGUGCCAAUUUAAGGCUGCAAGGCUUCAUGUGAAACAGUGGUGUCUGCCAGUCAGUUUCCAUAUUCCAAGCAUUGUUAGCACGUUUACAAGCAUACCCUCUUGUCCAAUAAAAAAAUGAUAGGUUUUGCUUUGCUGUAA